UUUUCGCCACCGGAACGCCAGCUCUACCAUGACGUCAUCUUCGGGUUCUUGCUCGCCUUCGCCGUAUUCUUUGUCAUAUGCCAAUUCCCUUUCCCUGUGUCAUCAUCGCCUGGGGCAUAACUGGAAUUUCAUGACUUUCGUCGGUAAUUUCUCGCUCUCCCUUUUUCUUUUAACGGUUUCGCUUUUCCUUCACUGUUUGCUGAACGAGAUUUAGGAAGAAUUCUUGAUCUUGGUACUUCGUCUUUUUCUCAGUUUUUUCCUUUCUUAGCGAUAAACCUCUAUUAAUCGUUUAUUUCCAUCGAUCUUGGAAAAUUGUUUCGUAAUUGUGGAAUCUUUUGCCUCCUCUUCUUGGUAAUUGAAGUGUGGAUCUUGUUUCUUUAGAAUUCUUGAACUCAAUUGCCCCUUUUAUCUGCUAUUAAUCUUGAAGUAACUAUGAGAAUAUUCAUAUUAUCAAACAUUUUUGUGUUGCUGUGACUUUGUGUGGAUCAUUAUUCGAAGCUCGAUUUUGGAAACUGCAAACCUAUUGUGAAUUACUGUUCUUUUUCUGUUUAGUUUUUUACACGUUCUUGAUUUUCACUGUUAUCGUUUGCCUGCACCGCGGAGGCGUAAGAAAUUUCUGGAAGCGCCUAAGUCUCAAAGCCGAGGUCAUGAGUACAGCCCAUGGAAAUCUUUCAUCUAGAACAGAUAUGAGUAAUGAGGAGGACAAGCCAAACCAUCUUCUGGUUCUUGUUCAUGGCAUUAUGGGAAGUUUUCAAAUGUUGCAGCCCGAGUGAUUGGACAUGUUUUGAAGCAGAGCUAAGGAAGCGAUUGGGUAAAAACUUCUUGAUAUAUGUAAGUUCGUGUAAUAUGUACACCAAAACUUUCACUGGCAUUGAUGGAGCUGGUAAACGAUUGGCAGAUGAAGUGAUGGAAAUUGUGAAGAAGACCGAGAACUUAGAAAAGAUAUCAUUUUUGGCACAUUCACUUGGUGGAUUAAUUGCAAGAUACGCUGUUGCUGUUUUGUACACACCUAAUGUCUUUUCUGAACGUACCGGAAACACAGAUUCCUCUAUUGCAUCAAAACUGGAAACUUAUUCAGCUUCUGCUUUGAUUGCUGGAUUGGAAGCAAUUGCUUUUAUCACACUGGCAACACCUCAUCUAGGAGUUAGAGGAAAUAAGCAGCUUCCUUUCCUUCUGGGUAUGCAAUUCUUGGAGAAACUUGCUGCUCCCAUUGCCCCAAUUUUUACUGGUCACACCGGCAGUCAGCUGUUCCUCACCGAUGGCAAACCUAACAAACCUCCUCUCUUAUUACGGAUGGCCUCAGAUUGUGAUGAUGGAAAUUUUUUAUCUGCACUUGGAACUUUCAAAUGUCGGGUUGUGUAUGCUAAUGUGUCUUACGACCAUAUGGUUGGCUGGCGCACAUCUUCAAUACGAAGAGAAACAGAACUUGCUGAGCCCCCUGGUCACUCAUUGGAUGGUUACGAGCAUAUUGUUGGGAUUGAGGAAUGUCCCCCGGUAGUAUCAGAGAAUCCACAGUUCCCUCCAGGGGCCGCCAAAGCUAAGGAAGUUGCUCAAAAUGAGCCCAGCACCCGCAACACCAUAGAAUAUCAUGAGAUCAUGGAAGAGGAAAUGGUACGCGGUUUACAACAAUUAGGAUGGAUAAAAGUCGAUGUCUGCUUUCAGACGGCAUUCUGGCCACUCUUUGCACACAACACUAUUCAGAUGAAAAAUGUAUGGCCUCAAAAUGUGGGGUUGGAAGUGGUCGCUCAUGUUGCAGACACCAUAAAGCAACAAGAUUCUUCGCCUUGCAUCGGUGCCAGCUCAUAGCUAUAUAUAUAUAUUAACAGGCAGACGAGAAAUUCUGGUAUGUUAAAAGCUCGACAAUGAGAUGGAAUGCGAAGCAAAGUGACACACACUGUAUAUAUAUAGUUAGUUUGUGUAGAUGAAAUCCACACACGAUGAGGAAGUAAUUCAUACAAAUGUUCCCUUAAAAGGUACUACAAACUCUGAAAAUUUUCCUCAUUCGAUCACAUUAGAGAGUAACCAGUAGCAUUGUCAUCACUGAAGAUCGUGGUAGAUCUUUCUUCACCGGAUAGCUGAUGUUAGCCAUUUUUUGUUCCCGUUUUACCAAUCUUUGCAAUACUUAUACUCGGAUUGUCUCGACCACAAAAUUACUUCACUUGUUAUAACUA
Andrographis paniculata is the source of this 2171-nucleotide messenger RNA. RefSeq names its product lipid droplet phospholipase 1-like. NCBI's taxonomy places the organism in Eukaryota, Viridiplantae, Streptophyta, Magnoliopsida, Lamiales, Acanthaceae. Bases 694 to 1806 code for a protein of 370 amino acids. The record is from RefSeq and is a predicted model, not a curated record. The transcript is spliced from 10 exons.